Molecule: messenger RNA, 3438 nt
Organism: Nerophis ophidion (straightnose pipefish)
Lineage: Eukaryota; Metazoa; Chordata; Actinopteri; Syngnathiformes; Syngnathidae
Product: alpha-1A adrenergic receptor-like
Exons: 3
Coding region: 190-1827 (545 amino acids)
Biological process (GO): positive regulation of cytosolic calcium ion concentration; adenylate cyclase-activating adrenergic receptor signaling pathway; phospholipase C-activating G protein-coupled receptor signaling pathway
Cellular component (GO): membrane
Molecular function (GO): alpha1-adrenergic receptor activity
Source: RefSeq, a predicted model, not a curated record
ACGACGAAGAGACUCCCCAAGAUGCAAAGUCCCGGCUUGCCCUCCCCUCACACGCCCAGGACUGCACCACAGACCCCCGUCCCCAGCGCGCACACACGCGAGCGGCCGCGCGGAUGAACUCUCGGGGAGAGUCUCCGUGAUCCACGCCGGACAUGUGAACCCUGCUAUGGAGGCACCCGUGCGGCCAACAUGACUGCGAGCACCGACGAUGUCACCAUCUUGUGGAAAAACGAGUCCGGGACUCCGCGGAUCAACUUCAGCGACGGCUCGGAGGGGAACCGCAGCGCGCCCGGCGGGGUCGCCCCGGGCCGGGCCGUCCCGCUGGGCUUGGUGCUGGCGGCGUUCAUCGCGUUCGCCAUCGCCGGCAACAUCCUGGUCAUCCUCUCGGUGGUGUGCAACCGCCACCUGCGCACGCCCACCAACUACUUCAUCAUCAACCUGGCCAUCGCCGACCUGCUGCUGGGCACCACGGUGCUGCCGGUGUCGGCCACCCUGGAGGUCCUGGACCGCUGGGUGUUCGGGCGGAUCUUCUGCGACAUCUGGGCGGCGCUGGACGUGCUGUGCUGCACGGCGUCCAUCAUGAGCCUGUGCGUCAUCUCCAUCGACCGCUACAUCGGCGUGAGUCACCCGCUGCAGUACCCGGGCAUGGUGACGGAGAAGCGGGCUCUGCUGGCCAUGCUGGGCGUGUGGCUGCUGUCCCUGGUCAUCUCCAUCGGGCCGCUGCUGGGCUGGAAGCAGCCGCCGUCGCCGGACGACACGGUGUGCUUCAUCACCGAGGAGCCCUUUUACGCGCUUUUCUCCUCGCUGGGCUCCUUCUACAUCCCCCUGGUCGUCAUCCUGGCCAUGUACUGCCGGGUCUACGUGGUGGCCAAGCGGACCACCAAGAACCUGGAGGCCGGGGUGAUGCGUGAGAGGAUGGACUCGGGCGAGCUGACCCUGAGGAUCCACAAGGGCUCCCAGGUGCACGACGAGCCCGCCGCGGGCGCUCGAGGCAAGGGCCGCGGGCACCAAGCCAGGAGCUCGCUCACCGUCAAACUGCUCAAGUUCUCCCGGGAAAAGAAGGCGGCCAAAACUUUGGGAGUUGUGGUGGGCAUGUUUACACUUUGUUGGCUGCCCUUCUUCCUCGUCCUGCCCAUAGUGUGGGUGGCACUGGGAGCAGGUGUCUUGCCCAAGGACACAACGGCAGUGACUAGGUUGGCAGAAGCGGGAAUGGAACCUGCAACCCUCAAGUUGCUGGCACACACUCUACCAACCGAGCUAAACCGUUCCACAAGCGGCUCUUUCAAUGUGAACCUGCGGCCGCCUGAGACCCUCUUCAAAGUCUUCUUCUGGCUGGGCUACUUCAACAGCUGCCUCAAUCCCAUUAUCUACCCUUGCUACAACCGCGAGUUUAAGCACGCCUUCAUCCGCAUCCUGCGGUGUCAGUGUCACCAGCGUAAACGCCCCGGGUAUAAUUACCGUUCCUCCACAUUCAGAUCCUCUGGACAUUCCCGCAAAGGUUCCAACGACCACACCCCCGGGGGGUGUUUGAACGGCAGUCAGCGGACUCUGCCCUCGUCCGCCAGUCCGAGCCCUAGCUACCUGAGCUAUGGCCUGCCACCUUGUCCUGAGGGCGAGGCCUUGUCUGCAACGUGGACUGCAACCGCCUUUCCACCCAACAUGUUGCCCGGCAGCCCCACGGACUACAACUGGGAAUGCCUGAUCGCAGAUUCUAAGGAAGGGGAGCUGACUGAUGGCGUUUUUUCUUUCUCUUUUGGGAAGUUCAGGAAGGAAAAGGACAAGUCAGAGGUUGAACAAACGUGCACAGAACCACCUUACAAUGUCUGAGUGCAUCCACUGUAGAUUACGAGUAUUUAUGAAACAUAAAGGUUCUGUGGGUUUCUUUAUAUGUUGGCAACGUUAGGGGCAGAUGGUCACUGAGUAAGGAGAUUUGGUAAAGUUAAUAAAUACUUACAAUUAAACAUCCACAUCUUAUCUGUGACCUGAUAUGUAUUCAUUUCAGUUUCUCUAUCUGUUUAUUGUGAAAAUAAAAUACAACAUGGUGUGUACACAUAUGGCAUGAUGAUACUCACGUCAGUCACGGUAUGCACGAAACACUAUAACUAUGAGAAUGGUCAUUGUGAAUCCAUCCAUCCAUCCAUCUUCUUCCGCUUAGCCGAGGUCGGGUCGCGGGGGCAACAGCCUAAGCAGGGAAACCCAGACUUCCCUCUCCCCAGCCACUUCGUCUAGCUCGUCCCGGGGGAUCCCGAGGCGUUCCCAGGUCUUCCCAACGUGUCCUGGGUCUUCCCCGUGGUCUCCUACCGGUUGGACGUGCCCUAAACUUCCCCUAGAGCAUGGGUGUCAAACUCUGGCCCGCCGUGUAAUUUAAUUUGGCCUUUGAGGCAAUAUCAAAUUAACAUUAGAGCUGCGACUGUAACACCACAUUCACCGUUAAUACUCAUACUUGCCAACCCUCCUGAUUUUCCCGCUAAACUCCCGAAGUUCUGUGCCCCUCCCAAAAAUCUCCCUGGGCAACUAUUCUCCCAAUUUCCACCCGGACACCAAUAUUGGGGGCAUGCUUUCAAGGCACUGCCAUUACCGUCCUCUACAACAUGUCGCCAUGUCCGCUUUUCCUCCACACAGACAACGUGCCGGCCCAGUCACAUAAUAUAUGCGGCUUUGCACACACACACAAGUGAAUGCAAGGCAUACUUGGCCAACAGCCAUACAUGUUACACUGAAGGUGGCCGUAUAAACAACAAUAUGCGGCACACUGUCAAACCACACCAAAACAAGAUUGACAAACACAUUUCGGGAGAACAUCCGCACCGUAACACAACAUAAAUACAACAUAACAAAUACUCAGAACCCCCUGCAGCACUAACUCUUCCGAGACGGUACACUAUACACUCCCCGCUACCUCUUAGACCCCACCUCAACCCCACCUACCUUAUUAUUUUCUUUUCAAAAGUAUUAGCCUGUGGAAAAAGUUAAUUUUGAUAUUUACCUCAGAAGGCUGCAAAUAGAAAAGAGGCAUUCAUUUAUUUAUUUUAUUUAAUAUACCAUUGAUGUUUUUUUUUGUGAAAGUUGAUUUUGCACCAUUAAGUUAUAUAAGCGUUGCUUGUUCUAUAUUCAGUGUUAAAGCAAAUCAGUGUAGCAAACUGAGCAAUAAUUAACGUUUUAUUCAUGCACUUUCUCUUGCUACUUCAAGGCUUGAAUGUUUGAUUCAUUCAUUAUUGUUAUUUUAUUUUCAAAAAAGGUUUAUUUUGAUAUUUACCUCAGAAGACUGCAAAUAGAAAAGAGGCAUUACAUUUUUAUUUAAAUUUUAUUUGAUAUGCCAUUGAUAUUUUUUAUUUAUUCUUAUUAUUAUUUGAAACUCCAUUUUGCAUGUCACUAUAAAGUUAUAUAAGGCUUGCUUGUUCAAUAUUCAAUGCAAAACUUGUUUGGGUCCCUAUUAAA